This is a messenger RNA of Ziziphus jujuba (common jujube), 2595 nucleotides long. RefSeq names its product DEAD-box ATP-dependent RNA helicase 28. The coding region runs from base 75 to 2312 and encodes 745 amino acids. The transcript is spliced from 19 exons. Gene Ontology annotation, molecular function: RNA helicase activity; ATP binding; nucleic acid binding. The record is from RefSeq and is a predicted model, not a curated record. NCBI's taxonomy places the organism in Eukaryota, Viridiplantae, Streptophyta, Magnoliopsida, Rosales, Rhamnaceae.
ACCCUUGUUCAACGACUAAACCCUGGCCCAAAAAGCAGCUGUUAAGAAAGUUUGCGAGUUUCUUCCAAUUUGGUAUGGCUCCGACCUUCGUAUUUGAGCCGCCUAGCGAUGAAGAAGUGGAAGAGAUUGAAGCCGAAGAAGAUGAGCAAGACAUAGAAGAAGAAGGAGAAGAAGACGUAGAAGCAGAAGGAGGGUCAAAAACCACCCGUCGCCAUUCUCAAUCUCCAUGGGACUUCGGUUUGUACUCCGAAACUGUUGCCGAAGAACAUGCCCGUCGAAGCACCACCUCUGUGGAUUUCAAGAUCUCCAAAGCUAUCCAAGAACGCUCCUUCCCUGUUGAAAACCCUAACGACGACGAUGAAAGUAGCUCAGAGUCCGAACCUGAUAGACAAGAAGAUUAUAGGCCGGAAGAUGACGAUGAUGAGGUUAGCAAUGCCGGCGUGAGUAAGUCAUUCUUCGCGCCUUCUGAGGGAGCUUCUUUCCAUGCCAAUUCAUUCAUGGAACUCAAUUUGUCACGUCCUUUACUUCGGGCUUGUGAGGCUUUGGGAUAUACCAAACCUACACCUAUUCAGGCUGCUUGUAUACCGUUGGCAAUGGCUGGGCGUGAUAUAUGUGGGAGUGCAAUUACUGGUUCCGGGAAGACUGCCGCAUUUACAUUGCCGACUUUGGAAAGAUUACUGUUUCGCCCGAAACGUCAAUUGGCGAUAAGAGUCCUUAUUCUGACUCCAACCAGAGAGUUGGCCGUCCAGGUUCACAGCAUGAUUGAAAAACUUGCCCAGUUUACUGAUAUCAGAUGUUGCUUGAUUGUUGGAGGGCUUUCAACAAAGAUGCAAGAAGCAGCCUUGAGAUCGAUGCCAGAUAUUGUUGUGGCCACUCCAGGUCGCAUGAUAGACCAUUUACGCAAUUCUUUGUCAGUAGCUUUGGAAGAUCUUGCAGUACUCAUUCUUGAUGAAGCUGAUCGUCUUUUGGAGCUUGGGUUUAGUGCUGAAAUUCAUGAAUUGAUUCGUCUUUGUCCCAAACGGAGACAAACGAUGCUAUUUUCAGCUACAAUGACUGAAGAAGUUAAUGAGCUUGUCAAGCUUUCUUUGGCAAAACCCUUGCGCCUCUCUGCUGAUCCAUCUGCAAAACGACCAGCUACACUUACUGAAGAGGUAGUUAGAAUACGAAGAAUGCGUGAAGUAAACCAGGAAGCAGUUCUUCUUGCAUUGUGUUCAAAGACUUUUUCUUCCAAAGUGAUCAUCUUCAGUGGAACAAAGCAGGCUGCACAUAGAUUAAAGAUUUUAUUUGGAUUAGCUGGUUUUAAAGCUGCUGAGCUUCAUGGCAAUCUAACUCAAGUCCAACGUCUUGAUGCUUUGGAACUUUUCAGGAGGCAGGAAGUUGAUUAUUUAAUUGCAACUGAUGUGGCUGCACGUGGGCUCGACAUAAUUGGUGUUCAAACAGUUAUAAACUUUGCAUGUCCACGUGAUCUUACGAGCUAUGUUCAUCGAGUGGGUCGUACAGCAAGGGCUGGUAGAGAAGGUUAUGCUGUCACCUUUGUGACAGAUAAUGAUCGAUCUCUUUUAAAAGCUAUUGCAAAAAGAGCUGGUUCAAAGCUAAAGAGCCGAAUUGUUGCUGAGCAAUCAAUAAUUAAGUGGUCUCAGACAAUUGAACAAAUGGAAGAUCAAGUGGCUGCAAUUCUUCAAGAAAAGAGCGAAGAGAGAGCACUAAGAAAAGCUGAGAUGGAAGUAACAAAGGCAGAAAAUUUGAUUGCCCACAGGGAUGAAAUUUUUUCACGUCCCAAAAGGACAUGGUUUGUGACAGAAAAGGAGAAAAAACUUGCAGCAAAGGCAGCUAAGGCAUCUCUGGGAAAAGAAAAUAACUCUAAAACUGAGGUAAUCAGUGCACAACAAGCUGAAGACCUCAAAAUGAAGGAAAAGAGGAAGAGAGAGCGUGAGAAAAAUUUGCCCCGAAAGAAACGCAGAAAAUUGGAAGCAGCUAGAGAAAUGCUGGAGGAAGAAAAUCAAAGUGGAAAAUUGGAAGGUGGCGGAAAGCAAAAGAAGGAAAAGACUGGAAUGUCUCUUGUUGACCUGGCUUACAGACGGGCCAAAGCCGUGAAGGCUGUAAAGAAGGCAGCAGAUGCUGGCAAGAUUGUGAGGACAGCCAGCAAGAAAUCCAAUCAUUCCUCCAAAAGAACUCAAUCAAGGACAGAAGAAAUGCAGGAAUUGUUCCAGAGUGAUAUGAGCGAGAGGAAGCAGAAAAGAAACAGCAGUGGCACAGGAGGGAAGAAGUCUAAGAGUUCCUUUAAGAGCAAAUCUAGGUAUAAGCGCAGGUAGCAUGGUCAACUUGAUGAUUUCAAAUGCAGGUACUAAGGAAGAUUAACAGCUUAAGAGUAACUGAGAGUUAUUGUUGGGGAGUUCGGUAGUUUUGUAACAAAAACCUGCUCCUACUAGUUGAAUUCUUUCAAUGUAAUUUUUCUUCUUGAGCAAUUUAUUCUUUCAGACAAGUGAAUUUGCACUUAAAAAUUUUUGUAAUUCCAUAUAGAAAGCGCAUAAUGUUAAGGAAGAAAAUAGAGUUCUGCUUAUAGUAAUCUUAAAAUAUAUCCACAUUUAUUUUUAA